CCAGAUUCAAUGCGACCCGAGGAGCAGCCCGAGGCUCCCAGCGCGCCAUGGCGGGCGGCUUCCACUUUUGUCAUGGGCGCGGUGGGCGUCCUGUGCAGUGGUUUUCUGAACGUGUGGAGCAGGCCUGAGGUGCAUGGCAUGGACGAUUUCCUGAGACUGCUGGACGAGAGGGAGAAGGUUGAGAAUAGGGAGAGGGGACUGCUCACUGUAUCCAACCAUAUCUCAGUAUUGGAUGAUCCUUUGCUAUGGGGUGUACUUCCCUUGAGCUAUGUCUUCAGCCCAAACAACCUACGCUGGGGUCUCGGAAGCUACGAUCUAUGCUUCCAGAACAAGGCCACGUCUACCUUCUUCUCUCUUGGCCAAGUCCUCCCCACGCAUCGAACAGCGCACUCCAAGCAUGGCGGCCUCUUCCAGCCAACCAUCACUCAAGCCAUACGCCUACUCUCUCGCGGUCCUUUUGUACGUGUCAACGAUGCCCCAGGAAAGCCUGAAACAUCGCUUUCGAGUCCCGACCUCAGCGAUCCGUUCAGCGGCGGGCACCUUACCUUCUCAACCAACGGAGAGGACACGUUUCCCGCACCCUCGGCCUAUAUGAGCAGACGACACGCAUGGGUGCACGUCUUCCCAGAGGGCAUGAUACAUCAGACCGAGGACAGGAUCAUGCGGUAUUUCAAGUGGGGCGUGUCGAGGCUCAUCUUGGAGAGCGACCCUAUGCCAGACGUGGUGCCCAUCUUCAUCGAGGGCUUCGACGACGUCAUGGACGAGAGGCGCACGUUCCCCAAGUUCAUACCACGGCCAUUCAAGAACAUUAGAGUCACAUUUGGGGCAAGGCUGGACGCGGAAGAGGCGUUUGGGGACCUGCGCGAGCGCUGGAGGCAGAUACGCGCAAAGGAAGAGGCCAAGGCAGGGUCGAAGCUGGAGGUCGGGGUGCUGAACAACGCGCUUAAGUACUCGGAGGAAGUUGUCAGCCUGCGCAUGGAGUGCACGAGGCGGGUCCGGCAGGCUGUUCUCGACGUCAGGAGGCAGCGUGGAUACUCUGAUGAGGAUCCCAAGAACAACCUCGCGACAACGUGGUUACGAGAAGGGCCCAAGGCGGACGGCCGCAAGGACGACGGCAGCAUCACGAAAGCGGAGUGAUUGUGGAGAUGGAUUGAUUGUGUAUAUAGACGUGUACAACAGCCGGGCGCAGCAUCGUGUCAGAUUAGAUCAAGUAAUUACACCAUCAGCGACGUGCCAGGUCUGCUGCGCCGAUCAACCACACGCAGCGUGGAGCUGGCGGGUUUCGUCGUUGCGCAACAAAGCCGGCGUCAGGGUCUCUGGCGUGCUCGUGUCGUCAUCCACUGCUGCGUCGCGCAUCCGCCGCCGGCCCUGUGAAGGAAGGCGGUGGAUGGCAAGCAUGAUGGUCGCAGUCUGGCACGAAGAAGU
Dothidotthia symphoricarpi CBS 119687 is the source of this 1425-nucleotide messenger RNA. RefSeq lists its product as uncharacterized. Bases 10 to 1137 code for a protein of 375 amino acids. NCBI's taxonomy places the organism in Eukaryota, Fungi, Ascomycota, Dothideomycetes, Pleosporales, Dothidotthiaceae. Gene Ontology annotation, cellular component: mitochondrial membrane. The transcript has 4 exons. Gene Ontology annotation, molecular function: 1-acylglycerophosphocholine O-acyltransferase activity. The record is from RefSeq and is a predicted model, not a curated record. Gene Ontology annotation, biological process: cardiolipin acyl-chain remodeling; inner mitochondrial membrane organization.